Messenger RNA from Parnassius apollo (apollo), 954 nucleotides. The record is from the annotation of a GenBank genome assembly. NCBI's taxonomy places the organism in Eukaryota, Metazoa, Arthropoda, Insecta, Lepidoptera, Papilionidae.
AUGCCGAACAUGCAUAAUGCUUCAAUUGCCAAUGAUGAAUAUGAGGUUAUUGGAGAAACCCAAUGGCAGGUCUUUGAAAAUUCUACUGAUGAACAAGUCAUCAAGAUACGUGGAUAUCAAUAUUCAAAAUUGCGGGCUCUUUUAUUUCAUUCAGUUUGUAUGGCAUUAUGUGGAUUGCCUUAUUUUGCGCUAGCUUAUUAUCCUUCAUACAACAAAAUGAAAUACAUCAAAUCCAGUUUGAGAAUGGCUGAUGUUAUAUGUGUAACGGAUGCAGAGGGCACAUUCGUGAUGCAGCCUGUUUAUGAAGUUGAUCUUAAUCUCUCCAAUCAUCGGGACAAUAAACUACGUUACUUUAUUUAUCAACACAGUCGCUUCAUUUGGCUCAGCGACCAUGGCGUUUUUAUAAAUGUUCAAACUCUCAAUGAAAAAAUGACUAUCAGCUUGUUAAUGGAAAAUAUGUCUGGCAUCAAUAAACGGCAGCAGAAUGAAUUGAUAAAACUAUAUGGCUACAACUCUGUAGAAGUCGAAGUAAAGAGCUAUUGGACACUGUUUGUUAACGAAGUUUUCAACCCAUUUUAUUUAUUCCAAGUUUUUUCCAUUAUCCUGUGGUCGUUGGAUGAAUACUAUCAAUAUGCAACUUGCGUCUUCUUUUUAUCCGUGGGCUCUUGUAUGCUGGCACUUUACCAAACGAAACAGAUGAGCAUAAACCUGCACAAGAUGGCGGGUUCGACGUGCUCUUUUAUGGUGACGGUGGUGCGGCCGACGCGCGCAGGGCGCGAGGAGUGCGUGGCGGCGGCGAAACGCCUCGUGCCCGGCGACGUGUUGGUGCUGCCGCCCGACGGCUGCGUCAUGCCCUGCGACGCCAUGCUGCUCACCGGCACCUGCAUCGUCAACGAAAGCAUGCUCACAGGUACACCAGUAUCUCCACGCGCGCGGGGCGCGAGGAGUGCAUGA